AUGCCCCAGUUAGUACCCGUUUACAAUCAGGAAAAGUCGCUAAAGGAGCAGGAUGAAAAGGAGCUAAUAAAACAUCGAAAUUGGGACUUCGCCCACUCCUUAGUGAAAUUGAAAAAGGACUCUGAUGACGACGACGAUGCACAUGAUAGCAGGGUACACCGGAGAAAAAGCAACAACCUCAUGAAAAACGAAAAAGGACUAUGGGUACCAAAAAAGGAUAUAGCAGGUGCAGAUAAAAACAAGAAUGAUAAAAAAGGAAAAUCUGAAAAUAAAAAAAAGGAGCGUGUUAGAAAGAAGCGCAACAAAUCAAGUAGUCAAUCUUCCUCCGAUGAUUCGAGGUUAUCCAAAUCGCCAACCCCUUCGCGUGAAUCUUCUAAAAAGAAAACACUCAGGAAACGAUCCGACAGUUCAGCGUCCAUCAGAAAAGGCUCCUGUAGGGAUUCUUCAAGUGCCCCGUCACAGGAAGGCUCCGAUACGAGGCGAACUACAGAUUCAAAGCCUAGCACAAGCAUGAACAGGACAAGUUCCAACGAAAGUGGCACCAAGAGAUCCAACAGCAAGAAAGGUCAGAGGAAAAAAAAAAAAAUUCAUAAAAAAAGUAAAAGGGGGCACAGAGGUGAUGACGAUGAUGAUGACAGCUAUGAUGAUAGCUGUGAUGAUGGACGAGACCUGGAAUACAAAAAAGAGGUAAAAGAGGCAAAAAAGCAUCGCACAAAGGAAAAAAAAAAAAAAAAAUCGAAAGGAGAUGAAAAUGGUAGUGAAGAAGACCGUACACAUGAUGCUGAGACGGGUGAGGAAAAUACAAAUUCACCAAAGAAAGAAAACAGCUGUGAACACAGUGAUGUUGACGAAAACGACAAGGAAUCGAUUUCCUCCGAUAGCGAUCUUAGCAAACUUCAAUACAUUGACGUCUCUGAGAAGAUAAAACGAAGUAGCAAAAAAUAUGAUACAGGAGGAGAAGAGGACAGCCAAAGUGAUGAUGAAAAUCGGGAAGGUAAAAGGCAUAAGCGAAUGCACAGACGAGAGCACAAACAUGAUCAUACACAUAAGCACCAUCGUGAGCAUAGCUACGAUAACAGGAAAGGGCGAGGCUGGGAAGGAGAAAAAGGUAGCAGGUACGAAUCUCACAGAUAUCACCACAGAAAAGAUGACGCGGAUGCAAGAGACGGGUCCCUACACGAUCGAAGGGAUUACAGGCGUAGAGACAGGGACUGGGAUCGAGAUGGAGAAAGGAAAAGGAAAGAAUUUGAUUUUUCUGAUCAAGAGAAUGAAUACAAUUAUAACCAUAACAGGAAAUAUCACAAAAGACAUUAUGAUUAUCACAAUGAUGAAAAUUACCAAGGUUAUCAUCACGGACAUAGGAGACACUUCAAUGAAUGGGAUCGACAUGGGUGGUCAGACAACAGAACAGGACGUUACAGAAGAACACAACUAAGAGACAACUGCCAUUAUGAAACAGUUGAGGAAAUGCAAAAUAAAGCUAUCCCCCAUGUUGACCAAAGUGAAGAUCAUGUGGAAGAUACAAAUGAUCAACGCGGUGAUGUAGAAACUGAAAAGAGGACGAAAUUGGAAGGCGCGGAAAUGUCCAACAGCGAUGAGGACGAAAUGUUGGAGACCAAGAGAGUGGAAGAAAUUGAUAGGAAGCUUAAGGAAAAACUUGAGGAGGAAAAAAUUAUGGAAUCGCUGGGGUUGCCACUAGGGUUUGUUUAA
Messenger RNA from Plasmodium fragile, 1710 nucleotides. RefSeq lists its product as uncharacterized. The record is from RefSeq and is a predicted model, not a curated record. The transcript is spliced from 2 exons. NCBI's taxonomy places the organism in Eukaryota, Apicomplexa, Aconoidasida, Haemosporida, Plasmodiidae. Bases 1 to 1710 code for a protein of 569 amino acids.